AUGAAGGCACUGAACAGGACGGGCCCCAGCACCGACCCCUGGGGAACAGCACACCUGGAUGUAACUCCAUUCACCACCACUCUCUGGGCCCAGCAGCGCAGCCAGUUCAUUGCCCAGCAAAGAGCACAGAUCUCCAGCCCACGGGCUGCAGUUAGUCCAGGAGAACACGGCUGGUGUUUGCUCCCCUGAUACCGCUCUUCAGUGCCCAUCUCAGCCCAUUCCAUUCCUGACUCUAAACCCCCUGCUCUAACAGCCCAAACUGUAGCAAACUCGGUCGCUUUUUGCUGACAUCCUUUAGAGCAGAAGCUGCGCUCGGCACGGCACCGCGGAGCAGCGCAGCAUCCCUCCGGGCCCGGGCAUCGCGGGAGGCGCUGCGGAGCCGUCCGCUCCGGGCCCCGGAUGGAGCCGCCCCGCCAUGGCACCGCCCGUAGCGCGCCUGGCUCGGCUGUCCCGCACCGCCAGCUUCAGCGCCUGCCACCGCCUGCACAGAUUGACCCCGUCUCAGGAAUGGUUAUAAACCUGGCAGACCUGAAAGAGUACAUGCAGCAGGCGAUCAUGGAGCCACUCGACCACAAGAACCUGGAUAAGGAUGUGCCCUACUUCGCUGAAGUGGUGAGCACCACAGAGAAUGUUGCAGUGUUCAUCUGGGAAAACCUCAAGAGGCUUCUGCCUGCGGGAAUGCUUUAUAAAGUCAAAGUGUAUGAAACGGACCAGAACAUUGUGGUCUAUAAAGGAGAAGAAACGAUUUCUGAGAGGUGAAAUGAGCCGAAGCUCAACUGGUUGGAAACUGACACCUGCUCACGUCAGUGACAGCAUCAGCCCUGCUCACUGUGUCCUGAAAUGAAGCCUUCGUUAUGUAUGGCAAAAUAACCAACCAAGGUAAUUCUUCUGCCAGAGAUCUCGCAGCAGUUUGGGUUAUCACAAUUCAUUGAUACAUCUGCCUUUUUCCAAGACAUUCUGGUUUCAUAAAACCAGAUUGCUGAGCUGAUGUGCAAUCUGCAGUGUACUAUGCUAAAUAAAGCAGCUUUCCAGAGAGGAGGUGGCUUGGCAGUGUGUAUGUCUUAGAAUCAUAGAACAGCUUGGGUUGGAGGGACCUCAGAAAUCAUCUAGUUACAACCCCUGGCCAUGGGCAGGGUUGCUGACUACCAGCUCAGGCUGCCC
This is a messenger RNA of Phasianus colchicus (ring-necked pheasant), 1161 nucleotides long. The record is from RefSeq and is a predicted model, not a curated record. Lineage: Eukaryota; Metazoa; Chordata; Aves; Galliformes; Phasianidae.